AUGUUUGCGGUACUGGUCCACAACAUCAGGCCGGCACGUGGCAACGAGUUUGCGGACGUCCAACAUGUGGUUCAAGCCAUGAUCCACAGCACCUCAGGAACCAACGGAAACACGCGCUCGGGGGGUGUGGGGUUAUCAAAUCCAACAACAUCAGAGAGUGGGGGAUUGGGGGAGAGGGGAGGUGUAGCCGAGAGUGGUGGAUUGGGGGAGCGGGGAGGAGCGUCCGAGAGCAAAGCAGGGAGGGGAGGAGCAGAAGGGGGUGGGGCAUGGAGGAGAGGAGCAGCAGAGAGUGGGGCGGGGAUGGCAGGAGCAGAGAGCGGGGCGGGAAGGGCAGGAGCAGCUGGGAUCGUGACAGGGAGGGGAGGAGCAGGGAGUGGGACGUGGAGGGGAGGAGCAGCAGGGAGCGAGGCAGGGAGGCCAGGAGCAGAGAGCGGGGCGGGAAGGGCAGGAGUAGCCGAGAUCGUGACAGGGAGGGGAGGAGCAGGGAGUGGGGCGGGGAGGGGAGGAGCAGGGAGUGGGGCGGGGAGGGGAGGAGCAGGAAGCGGGGCCGGGAGGGGAGGAGCAGGGAGCGGGGCCGGGAGGGGAGGAGCAGGGAGCAGUGGGGCGGUGAGGGGGGGAGCAGAAGGGAUCGGGGCAGGGAGGGGAGGAGCAUCCGAGAGCACGGCAGGGAGGGGAAGAGCAUUCGAGAGCGGGGCAGGGAGGGGAGGAGCAUCCAAGAGCGGGGCAGGGAGGGGAGGAGCAUCCGAGAGCGGGACAGGAGGGGAGGAGCAGCAGGGAGCGGGGCAGGGAGGGGAGGAGCAGCAGGGAGCGGGGCAGAGAUGGGAGGUGCAGCAGGGAGCAGGGCAGGGAGGGGAGGUGCAGCAGCGAGCGGGGGGGGAAGGGGAGGAGUAG
Molecule: messenger RNA, 891 nt
Organism: Closterium sp. NIES-65
Lineage: Eukaryota; Viridiplantae; Streptophyta; Zygnematophyceae; Desmidiales; Closteriaceae
Source: the annotation of a GenBank genome assembly